Messenger RNA from Camelina sativa (false flax), 1498 nucleotides. RefSeq names its product CBBY-like protein. The record is from RefSeq and is a predicted model, not a curated record. Gene Ontology annotation, molecular function: hydrolase activity. NCBI's taxonomy places the organism in Eukaryota, Viridiplantae, Streptophyta, Magnoliopsida, Brassicales, Brassicaceae.
AAUCUUUACGUAAGGACCCAAAAUUAAAAAUUUACAGUAUCUAUCUAGAGAGAGAGAGAAAAGUCUAAAAGCUCGGUACUUUACUCUAUGGUAAGAGCAUAAUUGAUCAUUAUCAAUGGAGACGUUUUUGGUAUGAAUCAGCAGAACGUUGUAGCCAUGGAAAUUGCUUCUUGUUCGAUUGUUAACAAUCUUCAACUUUCUUGUACAACCAAGACUUCUCUUUUCAAUCGAUAUCUGAGCGAGCGAGCCUCACACGACACUGGAAGACGCAAUUUCUUGUCUUUUUCCAAUUUCCCAGGAAAACCCCAAAUUCUCGGAACAUGCUUGCGAUUGCAGAGAUACUCUUCGGUUUGCUUAUCAGCGAGCCGAGAAGACGCAAACCCAUCUGAAGAAUUCGGCGUGAUACUUGAAGUUGAUGGGGUUAUGAUUGAUACAUGGUCCAGUAAUCGCCAAGCUUUCAAUCUAGCUUUUCAAAAGCUUGGGCUUGAUUGUGCAAAUUGGCCUGAACCAGUUUAUUCAGACCUCUUGAGAAAGGGUGCUGCUGAUGAAGAGAAAAUGUUGCUUUUGUAUUUUAACCAAAUUGGUUGGCCUUCGUCGUUGCCAACCAGUGAGAAAGCCAGUUUUGUAAAAAGUGUUUUGCGAGAAAAGAAAAAUGCAAUGGAUGAGUUUCUAAUGUCGAAAAGUUUACCUCUGAAAUCUGGAGUCCAAGAGUUUAUCCAUAAUGCAUCCACGGAGAGAGUACCUGUUGGUAUCGUAACAGCCUACUGCAAGAGUGGUGACAAAGUAGCCCUAUCCAUUGUCGAGAUGCUUGGCCAAGAAAGACUUCCAAAUGUGAAGGUUAUUGGAGACAAUGAGGUCGAACAGAGUAUGUAUGGACAACUUGUUCUUGGCAAAGGAGUUUCUUCAAGUCUAGAGGAGCAACUAGUGAAGGAAGUAAAAAAAGCAGCGUCUGCUGAGAAACAGAGGAUAGCAGAAGAAGUUGCAUCGAUGCUAAAGCUAAGUGUUGAUAUUGACACAACCUCAUCUGAGAGAUUGGAAAAAAUUGUUGUUGCAUUGCGUGCUGCUGCGGAACACAUAGGAUUACCCGUAAAAAACUGUAUACUUGUUGCUGGUAGCCAACCUGGAGUUUCUGCUGCAAAGAUGAUAGGCAUGCCGUGUGUAGUCAUGCGAAGCAGUUUAACUGCAAGAGGUGAGUUUCCGUCAGCAAAAGGCGUAAUGGAUGGGUUUGGAGGUGCAGACCUAACAAUCCCUAAACUUAGGAACAAAUUUAAGUCUUGAAGAAACCAUUCAAGAAAGUUGUCUAAAGUUCAGAAUCUGGAAAAUACUGUCGAGUUUAUGCUCACUUCUCGAAGAUUUUGUGAAGUUUUCGACUUGAUAUAUAUAUAUAUAACUACAUGUUUGUACAACUUGAUUCUUUGUAAUGUAUUGGACUACUGGCGCGAUUAAUUUUCCGACAUCAUCUUUUCCAACAUCGAAAUUACAUAUUCUUCACGGUUAA